Molecule: messenger RNA, 1581 nt
Organism: Spodoptera exigua (beet armyworm)
Lineage: Eukaryota; Metazoa; Arthropoda; Insecta; Lepidoptera; Noctuidae
Source: the annotation of a GenBank genome assembly
AUGGCCCGCCCUGGUCGAGUAUUACUGUUUCUGGUUGUGUAUCUAUCAUGGUCUAUUACCGUUAUUCAAUCGUACAUAGUGGCGAACCACCCAUGUUGUGUGGAAACCAACGAGAACAUCACCUUAGCGAUGGUGAUCGACGCGUACGAAAUCUACGGCCAUGACCCAACAGACAAGUUGGACCACCUGGCCCACUAUCAGUUAGAAAUGAUGAAGAUCAAACGCGCCCCUGACCAGUACAUAAUUAACGAGCACAUCCACAUAGCGACCGAUCAUUUGGCGCGGUUCAUUCACAUGCAUCUGAAAGAAUUAAAGGUUUUGUUGAUAGCUCUAGACGACACCAUAGACAAUAUGCUCACAAUGUAUGAUAACCAUAACGCUAUAAGUACUGAGAAGGUUGCUACGUACAACUAUGCGACAGGAGGCGCCGUGCCCAACGAGUUUUACAUGAGUCAAGAAUUCUACUGUGGCAAGAAUGUGUACAUCUUCGUAUCGGAGAUGUACAGCGACAUCUACAACAUGGGACGCGGCCCGUCACCGUACUGCAAGGGUCGGGCGUUCCAUUUCCUAGGCUUUGUACACUUUAUGGACGAUAAGCGAUACUUCUUGGAGGAAGAUCCUAAUGUUGUCUUCAAUAUGGACAACUUCAUCCAUGGAUUGGAGUGCAAUAUCGGCAUCUGUAUUUUCAGGUUUCCAUUUAAAAAGAAUUUACAACACAUCCGCGAUGUUUCCACACUUCCGAAGGCAAUCGUCAAGUGCGGCACGGAGAUGUACAAACUGCCGCCUCUGUCUGCGGUGUCUUGUAUUAUCACUUCUGGAUCCUUCAUACUGGACUUCAAUAUACAGGGCGUUCGGUUUCGACAUUACGAUUAUUUGCUGUUGAUGCCAAACGGGCAUACCUACUACACCAAAGAAGCUCACUCCCCACUAGUCUGCGACCACCACGUUUGUGAAUGGAACUACACCAACUAUUACGGUGGUCCAUUCAUAAUACCCGGCGAUCCAGGCCCAGGAUUGUCACCAGUGCCUCCGUUCAUCGAAAAGACGACUGAAGCUUUCUCAGCCACGACAGACAAUUCGAGAUAUCCCAUUAUAGAAGGGGACUCUAAUUAUACUUACACAAUGACUGGUUGCUGGUUCAUGUUCCCGCCUAACUACGGCUCCAUCGCCGGCAUCAGCUACCUGGACCCACUCACUGUCAACGAGUACCGCUUCACUUGCCAAGGAACUGGGAACAAGUUGAUGCCCAACGGCCAUACCUACUACACCAAAGAAGCUCACUCCCCACUAGUCUGCGACCACCAUGUUUGUGAAUGGAACUACACCAACUAUUACGGUGACACAAUGACUGGUUGCUGGUUCAUGUUCCCGCCAAACUACGGCUCCAUCGCCGGCAUCAGCUACCUGGACCCCCUCACUGUCAACGAGUACCGCUUCACUUGCCAAGGGACUGGGAACAAGGGUUUAUACUGGUACCCGCAAUGGACCCCCCACCGUCCUUUUGGCGCGGCGGGCGAUGGGUCCAACACGCAGUCCCAACCCGUCUACCCACACCAGCAAGGCAGUCCUGAAAUAUUCUAA